Messenger RNA from Onychostruthus taczanowskii (white-rumped snowfinch), 762 nucleotides. It is a transcript of the gene YBEY, whose product is annotated as ybeY metalloendoribonuclease. The record is from RefSeq and is a predicted model, not a curated record. Gene Ontology annotation, biological process: rRNA processing. The transcript has 3 exons. Bases 215 to 709 code for a protein of 164 amino acids. Gene Ontology annotation, molecular function: metalloendopeptidase activity. Lineage: Eukaryota; Metazoa; Chordata; Aves; Passeriformes; Passeridae.
GGGGAUUCCGUUGGGCGGGCAUAUUAGCGGCUGGACAGAAAGGCGGGCGGGGAUUCCGUUGGGCGGGCAUAUUAACAGCUGGACAGAAAGGCGGGCGGGGAUUCCGUUGGGCGGGCAUAUUAACGGCUGGACAGAAGGGCGGGCGGGGUUUCUGAUAGGGCGUGGUCGCGGGCUCCAGGACGGAGCCUCUUCUCGGCCGGGUAGCGGCCAUGCCAUGAGCGUGGCGCUGCGGAACGCGCAGCGCGCCGUGGCCGUGCGCCGGGUCCCGCUUCGCCGCGCCGUGUGCGCCUUGCGCGCCGCCCUGGGCGCCUCCCGCUUCGACGUAGGGCUAGUCUGCGCCAGCAACGCGUUGAUGCAGCGACUGAACGGCGUCUACCGACACUGCCCGGAGCCUACCGACGUCCUCUCUUUCCCGUUCCACCAAGUGGAGCCGGGGGAGUUGCCGCGGCCGUGCUGCCGCGGGGAGUACAACCUGGGGGACAUCUUCCUGGGGGUAGAAUACAUCCACCAGCAGUGCCGCGAAACCGGGGAGGAUUUUGACGAUGUCCUGACGGUGACGGCUGCCCACGGAUUGUGCCACCUGCUCGGCUACCGACACGACACGAAACCCGAGUGGGAGCAGAUGUACCAGAAGGAAGUGGAAAUCCUGGAGGAGCUGAAUCGCCUGACAGGCUCCCGCCUGCGGCCCCUCACCGCCGGCCUCUUCUGAGAGACUGAGAGGGGCUGGGGCUCCGCCGGCGCCGCCCCGGACGUGGCGCGGGG